AUGGGUAAUGUCAUUGCAAAGAAACACAGAUUGGAGUCACACUUCCAUUCGAAGGGGCAUUUAAAGCAUUUUAACAAACAGUCUCCUUCAGAUGUCAUUUCAGAGAAUGAAUGCUUAGACUGUAAUCUUAAUAGACUUCAAGUUGAUAUACAAAAUUGGACUGGACUUACAAAGUCAUCCAUAUUAUAUGACUCAAGACUCGACGGGCUCAAUGGAAGAGUAUUAAAUUCAAAGGUCAGCUGCCAUCAAAAUGUCCUCUUUGUGUUCUCCACCAGACAUGGAGUCUUUGGAUGUUAUCAUGAAAGUGCUAUCUCGCCAUCUACUUCACAACCCAAGAAAUCUUCGUCACAAAAUUUCUUCCUCUUCUCGAUGAACAAAAAUUGCUCUUACAAGCUCAAAAAAGUCGGCCAGUCGGCCUCAUUAUCAAUUUACCCCAAAAACUCGGAUAAUUUGAUCAUGACCGUGUUCAGUGCUUUUUGGAUGAAUUCAGAAGGCAUCGUCCAGAUCCACCCGUCUCUCAGAAAGGAGUUUGAGCUUCCUAAUAUCACAAAUCCACUCUUCGGAGGAGCAGUCUCAAAGAAAACAAAGGUCGACUUUAUGGUUGCUCUUCAACUUGAGUAA
This is a messenger RNA of Entamoeba invadens IP1, 621 nucleotides long. RefSeq lists its product as hypothetical. Bases 1 to 621 code for a protein of 206 amino acids. The record is from RefSeq and is a predicted model, not a curated record. Lineage: Eukaryota; Evosea; Mastigamoebida; Endamoebidae. The transcript has a single exon.